AUGAAUAGUGCUUGUACCAUACCCAAGAAAAAGUAUUAUUUAGAAUUUCAUAAAAGCCAUGUAUCGGUUGUUAAUGUUGAAAGUUAUGUAAAAUCGACAUUAAAAAUAACAUAUUCUGAAGAAUUAAAUUUAACAAAAGAAAAGGAAUAUAUUGAUAAAAAUUUGAUUGAUGAGUAUGAUGAAAAUGAUAGAUUUUGGUUUUUUGGAUGUUUAGGGAUAAUUAAAGCCGAUAAUAUAAAUUUUUUAGUAAUAGUUUCAGAUGCUGAAAUUGUAUCUUAUUUAUUUAAUCAUGCAAUUUAUAGGAUUAAAAAAAUAUCAUUUAUCCAACUAAAUGAUGAAGAAAUAACCAAAAAUGAAUCUGGAAAAUAUGAAUAUGAAAUUUGCCGUUUGUGGAAUAGUGGGAAAUUGACUAAAGUGUCCGAAAAUCUUAGAGGAUUAAAUUGUAGUAAUAAUUAUAACGGUUUUUAUAAAAGAAGAAAUAACAAGAAUGAAUUAAAUAAAGAUAAUUCCUUUAAUAAUAAAUUUGAUCAAAAUUCUAUAUUUUUGAAUAAUAAUAUUUCAGGAUAUAAUAAUGAAUCUUAUAUACAUAAAUUUAAAAAUAGCAAUUUAAAAAGAGGGAUUUUAGAUACCUUGAAUUAUUUUUUUAGUGCUUUUAAUAAAGGACCAUUUUAUUUUUCCUAUUACUAUAAUUUAACAGUAUCUUUACAAACAAAUUAUAUAAAUGAAUCGAAAAAAGGAAAUAAUCUUGAUACAAAAAUGAAAAAUAUGGUUAAGAGUUAUAUGAAUAAUGAUAAAGGUUUCAAGGAAGUUUUAGUUUUCGAAAAACUUCGUUUUGAUGAAAUUAAUCCAGAAUAUGCAUGGAAUUGGAAAAUCAUAGAUAGCUUUAUAAAAGUCAAUGGAUAUGCUUUUGUUAUAUUUCCGAUACAUGGGUAUGUCAAUUCGAUUGUUUUGGAAAUUGAAAAAAAAGACGAUACAAAAUGGGGCAGCACAACAUGUGACAGUACAAAAUUGGACGGUGCAAAAUUGAACGACACAAAAUUGAACGACACAAAAUUGAACGGUGCAAAAUGUGAAAGUGAUAGUGUAAAUAGAAUCCAGAUCUUUUUAAUAUCCCGAAAAAAUAAGAAUAGAGGUGGAGUGCGAUUUUGGUGUCGAGGAGGAAACGAAAAAGGGGAAGUAGCAAAUUUUGUUGAAACAGAGCAAAUAGUAAUUUCUAAAAAUAUAAAAGAAACAAAUAUUUUUAGCUAUAUUAUAAUAAGAGGAUCUAUACCAGUUUUAUGGUCCCAAGAACCAGCAUUAAAUUUAAGGCCAAAAAUAAAUAUAUGCUUUGAUAUGAAUAAAAAUAUAAAAACGAUAAAUUUGCAUAUGGAAAAAUUAAAAAAUCGAUAUGGUAAAAUACAUAUUACAAAUUUAAUAAAUAAAAAAUUUAAAGAAAAAUAUUUAGGAGAACAUUUUGAAAAGUGUUUAAAACAAUGUAAUGUUGAUCAUAAUUAUAUUUGGUUUGAUUUUAACAGUGAACUUAAAAAUUUAAAUUAUGAAAAUUUUCAAAGUUCACUUAAAUCUAUAAUUAAUGAUUUGAAAAAUUAUUCAUAUUUUUUUAUUACUAUUCCUAAUGAUAAAAAAUAUAAUUUAGAACAUGGUAAAUUUUAUAAAUCAUGGUCUUCAAUUAUAGUUAAUAAUUUUCAAAAUGGAAUAUUUCGAGUUAAUUGUAUAGAUUGUUUAGAUAGAACAAAUGUUUUUCAAAGUUUUUUAUCAAAAUGUGUUUUAUUUUUACAGUUAAAAAUUAUAGAUAUAAAUAUAGUACAAAAAAAUAACUUCCCUUUUUAUUUUUUUAAAAAUCAAUAUCAUGAAAUGUUAUAUAGAAAAAAUUGGAUAAAUAAUGCAAAUGCUAUAAGUAUAAUAUAUAGUGGUUCUGGGGCAUUAAAAAAUGAUAUAACUCAAAAUGGAAAAAGAACUAUAUCUGGAUUGUUUCAAGAUUUACACAAUGCUAUAUCAAGAUAUAUUAAUAAUAAUUUUAGAGAUGGAUAUAAUAAUGAUUGUAUAAAUAUAAUAACAAAUGAAAAUAUAAAAUUUCAAAAUUUAUUUAAUAAAAAAAUAAAAUAUAAUAAAAUAAUGAAUGUAAUAUUUGAAUUUAUUCUUAUUUUUUCAACCUCUAUAUGUACUAAUCCGAUACAAUAUUUUUUAAGACGCUUAUAUUUUUUUUCACAUAGUAUUACUUAUUCUACUAUAUCACAAAGUAUUAAUUAUAUUUUUUUUAUUUUAAAUAAAAAUCCACAUUUAUUUAUAUUCCCUUUUAACCAAGUAUACUAUAUUCGUCUUAUAUCUAUAAUAUCUCAAGUUUCAGGAUUGUUUUUUACUUCUUUUUUUGUUUUUUUAUUUUUCUGUUUAUAUGUGUUUACACAAAGGCGCCGAGUUAUUUCAUUCCCAAAGUUUGAAUCGCAAUAA
This is a messenger RNA of Plasmodium yoelii, 2445 nucleotides long. RefSeq names its product phosphoinositide phosphatase SAC1, putative. Gene Ontology annotation, biological process: phosphatidylinositol dephosphorylation. The transcript has a single exon. Gene Ontology annotation, cellular component: endoplasmic reticulum. Gene Ontology annotation, molecular function: phosphatidylinositol-4-phosphate phosphatase activity. The record is from RefSeq and is a predicted model, not a curated record. The coding region runs from base 1 to 2445 and encodes 814 amino acids. Lineage: Eukaryota; Apicomplexa; Aconoidasida; Haemosporida; Plasmodiidae.